AUGACUGUCCCAGAUGCCUCUCAGUUUGAUCCGCGGACGCAACUGCUCCCUCAUAUUGUUGACCACUACGCCAAGGUCAAACCCGACGCCAUCUAUGCCGAAUACCCCGUAUCUCUGAUGAGCUACGAUGAUGGAUACCGUCCGAUAACAUUCAAAGCAUUUGCCAAUGCCAUCAACGGCAUUGCCUGGUGGCUAACGGAGAAGCUAGGUCCGGGUGAUGGUGAAACCCUCGCUUACGUGGGACCUAAUGACCUGCGGUACCCGGCAUUGAUAUUGGGUGCCGUGAAGGCGGGAUACCGCAUGUUUCUCACCUCCCCAAGGAACAGCGUGGCUGCUCACAGUAGCCUGUUCAAUCGCCUCAGUUGCACUAAGCUAGUCACCCCAGUGCCCCAUCCACCGCCAGUCAAGGCCAUCCUGGAAGGACAUACGCUGGAUAUACUGGAGGUGCCUAGUGUCGAUGAGCUGAUAAGCAAAGAAUAUGCCCAUUUCGAGUUCUCUAAGACUUACCCGGAAGCUGCAGGGGAGGUUCUCGCCGUAAUUCAUACGUCGGGCUCCACGGGUAUCCCCAAGCCGAUCUUUUGGACUCAUGACACUGCGUGCAAGCAUAUGCAUACGACGGUCCUGGAUCCCCCAAGGGGCCAUGAGAGCCAGGAUAGCUGGCUGUUUGGCAAGCGGAUAUUCCUCGUUCCGCCACCAUUUCAUGCUGCGGGUCUGGCAUAUUCGCUUUUCAUUACCAUUCCAGUCGGCACUACCGUCAUCUUUCCGGCAUCUGGCGGCCUUCCUACCGCCGCUUCCCUUGUAGAGGCAAGAAAGAAGACUCAGAUUGAUGUUCUCUUGGGUGUUCCUUCCAUCAUCCAAGAAUUCUCCCAGAGCCCGGAGCUUUUGGACUACUGCAGCAAGCACCUUGAACGCUUGGUUUACUGCGGUGGAGAUCUUCCCCAGCCGAUUGGGGACGCCGUGGCCUCCAAGAUUAGACUCAUGAAUCUUUACGGUGCCUCCGAGGUUGGCAUGAUCAGCACCAUUCAUUCCAAAACCGAUCGCGACCCUCGCACGGAUUGGCGAUAUCUUCACAUUAACCCCCGGAUGGGAGCAGAGCUCCGCCACGUCGCCGAUCAGUACUACGAACUAGUGAUUGUCCGAAGCCCGAGAACUGAGAAACACCAGCUCACCUUCACAGUCUUUCCAGAUCAACAGGAAUACCACACCAAAGACCUCUUCGUGCGGCACCCGGACCCCAGUAAGCCGGACCUGUGGCGAUGGGCCGCUCGUGUAGAUGACGUGAUUGUCUUCUUGAACGGCGAGAAAACAAAUCCUGUGUCUAUGGAACAACACAUCGCUGCAUCCAAUCCAGAAGUCACCGCAGUCUUAGUGGCUGGGGCACGUCGUUUCCAAGCGUCUCUCUUAGUUGAAAUUGGAGGCAAGGAUCUUAGUGCACAUGAGCGCGCCGCGAUGAUCGAGAAACUCUGGCCAAGCAUUCAAGAAGCCAACGCAGUUUGUCCAGCUCAUGCACGCGUAGCCAAAACCCAUAUUCUGUUCACAAAGCCUGACAAACCCAUGCUUCGCGCCGGAAAGGGAACAAUUCAGCGAGCUGCCUCGCUCGAACUGUACACUUCGGAAUUGGAUGCCUUGUAUGCCGAUGCGGACAAACUAUCGCAGACAGCCAGUAAUGGUGAACCUGCUGGACCUGGCCAGGUGGACGAUCCGAAAUUCCUUUCGGAUUACAUUAGAAGAACAAUCAACUACGUCACUGGGUGGGAUCUCACAAAUACUCAAAAUUUCUUCGAGCUGGGCCUUGACUCCCUGCAGGCUAUCACCGCCACUCGGGCCUUCAAGAAGGGUCUUGAUCUCCCAACACUCACUCCAAACUUGAUUUAUCUCCAUCCCUCUGUGGAUGAGCUCACCCAGGCAGUGCUCCACCUGCAGCAACAUGAGGAGGCUUCUACUGAGGAGCGAAAAGAAGCCCAGCUGCAGCAGCGCUAUCUUCUCGAUACUCUCCUACAGUCCCCUUCCGUUGACUACGUGCAUUGUCUCAACCGCACACCUUAUGCAGGGGAAAGCCACCGCGUAAAACAUGGCGGAAUGAAAACCGAUCUGUCUCGAGCGAGCUUCUGGACUGCAGACCUUUCCCAGCCGGACCUAGGCCUGGGACCUGAUGUCUUCAAAACCUUGCGAAACAUUGCCACUCUAAUCAUCCACAACGCCUGGGCAGUAAAUUUCAACCUCAGCCUGUCAUCCUUCAAGCCAAACCUCACCGGUGUGGUAAACUUGAUUAAUUUCGCUGCCCAAUCACAUCAGUCACCCCAUCUCUUCUUCCUAUCAUCCAUUAGCUCCACUAUGGGCCACUACACAAAGACCGGUCUAACCCCGGAAGAAGUGAUCACAACUACGACCCCCGGACCCAACGGCUACGCAGAUAGCAAGUACCUUGCAGAGCAGUUACUAGCGCAAGCGGCUCGGCAGGGCCGACUGCACGCCUCGUUCGCACGUGUCGGUCAGAUAGCAGGGCCGGUCCGCUCGAAAGGAAUAUGGAACAAGACCGAAUGGUUUCCGAGCCUCGUCCUCAGCUCUUAUCACCUAGGUGUUUUACCUGAUACGCUCGGGCCGGCCCUCAAUCGCAUCGACUGGGUACCGGUUGAUCUGCUUGCUGAAGUCCUAGUGGACUUGGCAGUGGCUUGUCGACGCGGGGAACCUGGAUCUGUCCAGGUGUAUCACCCAGUGAACCUGCACCCGGUAGACUGGGAGGUAAUUCGUCCAGUAGUCGCCGAAGCGAUCUUUAAGAUUUCAAGAAAGACUAUUAAGACUGUCCCAUUUACGGAGUGGGUGCAGCGCGUCCGGCAAGAUCUGGAGAUGGCUGGUGGUACCGGCGAGAGGAUGAGUGACGAAGAGCUGCAGAAACGAUUGGCCAAAAAUCCAGCUGCAAAGUUGUUGGAAUUCUUUGAAGGGAUUAUGUCGCAGACUGAGCGGGUGAAUGUGCUGGAUACAAAAUUGACGGGACAGGUCAGCGAGAAGUUGCGGGCUGUGGAUGCAGUGAAGCCGGAAUGGAUGAAUGUGUGGGUGGAGGAAUGGGUUCGUCGUGAGUUGGUUGUGGAUUGGUCAAUUGUUGGUCGUAAGUUGGGUGUGCGGAAAUGA
Messenger RNA from Aspergillus tubingensis, 3129 nucleotides. RefSeq names its product NRPS-like enzyme. The transcript has 5 exons. The record is from RefSeq and is a predicted model, not a curated record. The coding region runs from base 1 to 3129 and encodes 1042 amino acids. Lineage: Eukaryota; Fungi; Ascomycota; Eurotiomycetes; Eurotiales; Aspergillaceae.